Molecule: messenger RNA, 785 nt
Organism: Ilex paraguariensis (yerba mate)
Lineage: Eukaryota; Viridiplantae; Streptophyta; Magnoliopsida; Aquifoliales; Aquifoliaceae
Source: the annotation of a GenBank genome assembly
AUGGGCCUCUCUAUCUUCGCAGAUAAUGGCCCAGCAACAAGACAUUUAAAAAAGUUGAAAACCCUAGUUCGUAUUUUCUUUUGUCCUCCCGACGGUGCCUACGCUUUCAACAGGGGCUCUCUCAGCUGCGUCGCCAGCAGAAACAUGGCUGUUCCUUUGCUCUCCAAGAAGAUAGUGAAGAAGCGCACCAAGAAGUUCAAGAGGCCCCAUAGUGACUGGAAAAUCUCUGUGAAGCAAAACUGGCGUAGGCCCAAGGGUAUUGAUUCACGUGUGAGGAGGAAGUUCAAAGGAUGUACCCUCAUGCCCAACAUUGGUUAUGGCUCAGAUAAGAAGACUCGCCAUUAUCUUCCUAAUGGAUUUAAGAAGUUCGUUGUGCACAAUGUCAAAGAACUUGAAGUUUUGAUGAUGCACAACAGGACUUACUGUGCAGAGAUAGCACACAAUGUAUCAACUCGCAAAAGAAAGGAGAUUGUUGAGCGUGCGGCACAGCUAGAUGUUGUUGUCACCAACAAAUUGGCCAGGUUGCGCAGCCAGGAGGACGAGUGAGCGAUGUUGCAAUAUUUGUUUCUCUGUUUUUGUUACUAAACUAUGCAGUAGCUAGAGCUUUGAUGGAACAGUUUUCUGGAGUUUUUUGAUUUAAAAUUUGGAUUCCAUAGGUUUCUUGCGAAACAUGUAUGGUUCAUUUUUCAUAUAACCACCGAAUGUCAUUCUGAUGUUCUUGGUCUUAUUUGUGGCUUAAGUUACCGGUGUUCAAAUUUUUGAUUAUUCGCAAAUUUUGAUCUUAC